AAGCCCGGCCCUCUCCUGAGCCUCCUCCUCCUCCUUCUCUUUCCUUGCCUGGCUCCCAUUGCAGCCCCAAUCCUUCUCCGCCAUGGCCUUCGCCCGCUUCGCCUCCACCUCGGCCUCCGCCGCCAAGAAGCUGGUCGUGAAGCAUGUCACCGUGGUUGGCGGGGGACAGAUGGGCGCAGGGAUUGCCCAGGUUGCUGCAUCCACCGGCCACACUGUGAUGUUAGUGGAUCAAUCAGAUGAAAUAUUAAACAAAUCCAAGAAAGGAAUUGAAGACAGUCUGAAAAAAGUGGCGAAGAAAAGGUUUGCAGACAAACCUGAGGCUGGUGCAGAGUUCAUUGAGAAAACGUUAAAGAACAUCGGCACAAGCACAGAUCCCGUCUCAGUUGUACAUAGUACUGACCUUGUAGUGGAGGCCAUUGUGGAAAAUCUAUCGGCAAAACAUGAGCUCUUCAAGACACUGGAUAAGUUUGCACCAGAGCACACAAUAUUUGCCAGCAACACCUCUUCCUUGCCAAUCACAGAUAUUGCCAAUGCCACCACGAGGCAGGACCGGUUUGGUGGCCUACAUUUCUUUAAUCCAGUGCCUGUGAUGAAACUUGUGGAGGUUGUCAAGACACCUAUGACCAGUGAAAAGACUUUUGAGUCCCUCGUCGAUUUUGCCAAAGCGUUAGGGAAGAAUCCAGUAGCAUGUAAGGACACUCCUGGGUUUGUUGUGAACAGGCUCCUUGUACCUUACCUUAUGGAAGCUGUUCGGCUUUUUGAAAGAGGAGAUGCAACCAAGGAAGAUAUUGAUAUAGCAAUGAAGUUGGGGACAGGCUAUCCCAUGGGCCCAUUUGAACUCUUGGACUAUGUUGGCUUGGAUACCACCAAAUAUAUUAUAGAUGGGUGGCAGGCAUUGGAGCCAAACAACCCCCUCUUUGCUCAAAGCCCGCUGCUGAAUAAACUGGUAGAGGAGAAGAAACUGGGAAAGAAGACUGGUGAAGGAUUUUAUAAACACAAAUAAACAUUGCCUUGUGCUAUAUUUGUUUUGCCUGGAUAAGGAUAACCCCUGUGCCACUUGGUAUUUCCAUACUGUGCCUGGAAUUCUGUUUAAUCUGGACUGUAAGAAACAGUAAUGACUGACUACAGUGUCUUUACACAAAUUGUUUUUCUUGGCUAAUGAUUUUUUUCCUUGAUCUGUAAUCUUAGAACUUUAUACACUCUGGUGCCUUUCUUCUUAAACUGCCUUUGGUUCAGGCUCAAACUCCAAACAAGGUUUGGAUUCAUGGGUUUGCAUCAACCUGUUAAACCAUGAGACAUUUUAAGUCAAAUAUAUGAAUGUCAGGAUCACCUGGAAAUGGAAUGUAUUGCUUUUAAUUUGCAUUGAUUUUGAUCCAAUAGGUGGCAGCAUGACACUUACGAAUUUGUAGCUGGAAUAGAGUUUUGUAUGGCGACCAUAGGAAUUUUUUUCUGUGCCAAAUAGUGUACACUGGUGUAAAUAAAUGAAAAUAUAU
Molecule: messenger RNA, 1493 nt
Organism: Anolis sagrei ordinatus
Lineage: Eukaryota; Metazoa; Chordata; Lepidosauria; Squamata; Anolidae
Gene: HADH
Product: hydroxyacyl-CoA dehydrogenase
Biological process (GO): fatty acid beta-oxidation
Cellular component (GO): mitochondrion
Molecular function (GO): NAD+ binding; (3S)-3-hydroxyacyl-CoA dehydrogenase (NAD+) activity
Source: RefSeq, a predicted model, not a curated record